UCAUAAAUAUACAUGAUUCCAUAUUAAUUUCUUCAUGUUUUCUUAGCUAGUUUUCCAUCUAUUUGAGUCAUUUACUUUAUUUUUAUGUUUUGUAGGUGUUAUGGAGCAAAGUAGAAGAAAAGAAGCCAAAUCAGCAAAUCUGCCUGUGCAGAUCAGUCAACUUCAAAAUAAAACUGAGAACAGCUCAGAGCGAGUGAGAAAGUGAGCUUUAUAUGGUUGGAAAGCCUUGGAUGUCUAGUUUCCAGAACUUUUAACGGUUUGUCCAUAUCAUUUUUGUACAAAAAGUUAUGGCCGAAUUAGUACAGCAAGGUCAGACAUUCCGAGAAUCUGAAGUGGCAGCACACCUAACUUGAAAAGUUGCAGCCAUCCAUCUUUGAAAAAGAAACACUUUCAGCUGCAAUAACUAGUGCUAGGAGCAAUAUUUCCAGCUGCAAUAACUAGUGCUAGGAGCACUAUAUGAAAGAAAUAUUUCCAGCUGCAAUAACUAGUGCUAGGAGCAAUAUUUCCAGCUGCAAUAACUAGUGCUAGGAGCACUAUAUGACUAGAUAAAUAGAGGGGAGAGCAGAAGAGAACGGCAGAACAGAGAAGGGGAGAGCAGAAGAUAGAGAGAGACAUUUAGUUUAGACUUAUGUCUGCAGCACAAGAGGAGAAAGAACGACACCCCUUCUGCCAUCAUCCAGCUAUCAUCUCUUCCUUUUCUUUUCUUCUAGUUUUUGUUUUCAUCAUAACUAUGUCUAGCUAAAUACUUUUGUAGCUAGGGGCGAUUUCAAAGCCCCGAACAUGUUCAAUUCAUAUUAAUAAUUCAGUUUUUGGUUUUCUAUAUUGUCAAUUGAGUGUUUGAUUCACCGUAUCUACAAGAUGAAUCUUUACUUAUUUGCUUAGGUGCGCAACUAAAUGAAUAAGUUAGGAUUCUAAUGCUAGGAGUAACACUAGAUUCGUAUAUGUCUUGUGUUCAUUCCAAUUGAGUAGCAAAAUGUUUUCACGAAUUACAUGUGACUCAAACCAUAGGUUUAGCAAGACUACCAACGUACUUGUGACCCUAGAUUUAUCCAAACCCUUUUCUUGCUUAAUGAUUUUGAUAUGUUAAACUUAGCGAGCUUGUGUCUAGGUUGCAUAUUCGAAAAUAGAUUAAGUGGUGAGCUUGUAUUCACUUAACGAGGAACUAAGAAAGGGUAAUGGGUUAACUCGAGCUUGUGAGUUAAUUUCGGGUAAAUUCAAUUGAGAAUUAGAAUUCCAUAACUGAGCUUUGAUAUGAAUGAAUAUGUUCGGUGGUAGAGAAUGAGUCCUUAGCUUUGUUUCUAUUAACAGUUUUAGAAUCUUAUAAAAUCUGUUUCUGUUUGAUUAGCUUUCUGUGUUCAGUUUUACGUGAAUUAUUUCAUAUAGCAAAUCAACUCCAAUUAUUUUGAAAUUUUGUGUACUUGUUUUUCAAUGUGUCUUUAGUGUCCUGUAAAAGUUUCAGAAAAUUCCAUUGAGUCUAGAUUAGUUACUUAAUUUAUUUUCGUUAACUGUUCAGUAGCAUAGUUUAGAGUAGUUUGUGAUUUUUGAUUAGCAGUUUAGAAACAAUCUUCAGCGGGUAAUGACCCUUGCUUGAUCACUAUAUUACCAACGAUGAUGUUUGAGUGCAAGGUUUAAAUUGUGCAUCUUUUAAGACGUGCCAAUUUUUGGCGCCGUGUCGCCGGGGAUUGUUUUUCCUAAAUAGCUAAUCUAUUUUGUUUGUCUUAUUUUUCUGUUUCAUUGGGUUAUUAACUUAGUUGCUUUUAUUUUAUUUUUCUGUCUUAGAUACCUCUUAUUGUGCAUGCAUACUCGGAGGAAUAAGAGCCUUGAUCUUGCUGAGUAUGAUCCUGAGCUUGAACUCACACUUAGAGAGUUUCGAAGGACAAUCAAGGAAACGCGAGCACCGGCAUCCUUGCCACCACCAUCCCCACCACACUUGAGUUCCGGGGAAGAGGAAGAACAGAGGCAAGAAGACAUGGCCAAUCGUACUUUGAGAGAGUUGGCAACUCCUGAUGUAGAACAACAACCUUUGUGCAUCGCCUAUCCAAAUCAGAAUGAGGCUGGAGGAUUUGAGCUAAAGUCCGGCAUGAUUCACUAUUUGCCUAAGUUUCAUGGCUUCUCAACAGAAGAUGCCAACUUGCAUCUUAAGGAGCUACAUGUGGUAUGUUCUGGAAUGAAGCCAGCAACUAUCCAUGAAAACCAUGUUAUGUUAAGGGCCUUCCCAUUUACAUUGGAGGGUAAGGCUAAGGAAUGGCUUUACAAUUUGCCUUCCGGAUCACUUACCACAUGGAAUCAAGUGAAACAAGCAUUCCUUGAGCAAUAUUUUCCAGCCACGAAGGCCGCAAGCAUAAGGAAGGAUAUAUGUGCAAUUCGGCAAAUGCAUGGAGAGUCUUUUGGAGAAUACUAUGAGAGAUUCAUGUGCUUGGUUGCCUCAUGUCCUAAUCAUCAAAUAUCAGAGCACCUUCUCAUACAAUAUUUCUAUGAAGGACUGUGUGGCACAGAUCGUGUGAUGCUUGAUGCAGCAAGUGGGGGAGCAUUCAUGGACAAGACUCAAACUACUGCUAGAGCAUUAUUAAAGAACAUAGCUGGAAAUACUCGGCAAUUUGGAGGAAGGGAUGAGCUAUCACUUAAGAGCGUCAAAGAGGUAAGUACUAAUUCUAAUAUUGAAUUACAAUUAGCUAACCUAACUAAUCUUGUGAAACAGGUUGUGAUCGCUCCAAAGCAAGUAUGCAGUGUGUGCUCAAUGGUGGGACAUGUUUCUGAUACAUGUCCGUCAUUGAUGGAGCAAAAUGGUUUUGAGCAAGCUAAUGCGGUUGGAUUUCAAGGGCAGCAAAGGCCAAAAUAUGAUCCAUUCUCUAAUACCUAUAAUGCAGGGUGGCGUGAUCAUCCGAAUUUUAGGUGGAGCAAUAAUGACAAUGUCUUGCAACCUCAAGGAAGCAAUUACAAUCGCCCACCUGGAUUCUAUCAAGCUAGACCGCAAACAUCUUAUCAACCUCAUCCUCAACAACAAGCUCCAAGUAAGUCUCUUGAGGAUUUAGUUGCUUCUUUAGCUAACUCUCAACAAUCUUUUCAACAGAAAACAGAUAAAUCUAUCGAGAAUCUUGAGCGUCAAGUGAGUCAACUAGCAAACAUAAUUGGACAACAACACCAACAAGGAAAGCUCCCUAGUCAGACUGUGAUCAAUCCAAAAGGGGGGUUUGAGAAUGCUAGUGCUGUGACCUUAAGAAGUGGGAAAGAAGUUUUGGAGCAGCCAAGAGUGCAAAAAAGAGUUCGAAGGGCCAUGAAUAAUGAGGAGGAGCAAGGAGAAGCUACAGUAGCAAAGGAGGACAACCAUGAGUGCUUGGACAAUUUAGGGCAGCCCCCUAAUCACAUAAAUACAUCAAAGGCAGCCCUUAAACCCAUGGGUUUGAGAGAUUCUAAGGUUAGUAAUGCAGUUCCAAGUUUGACUACUUCAUGUCUUCCUUUUCCGCGUAGGUUUGCUAAAUCAAAGAGAGAGGAACUUGAAAAGGAGAUCUUGGAAACAUUCCGGAAAGUCCAAGUGAACAUACCGCUCUUAGAUGCAAUAAAGCAAGUCCCAAAAUAUGCCAAAUUUCUAAAAGAGCUUUGCACUACCAAGCGGAGGUUAAAUGGGAAUGAGACUGUGAAGGUUAGUGAGAAUGUUUCAGCAGUGCUCCAACAAAAACUUCCACCGAAGUGUAAGGACCCCGGUAGCUUCACUAUUCCCAUCACAAUGGGUAACACCAGGUUUGAGCGUGCUAUGUUAGACUUAGGUGCAUCUAUAAAUGUCAUGCCUUAUUCAGUUUAUGCAUCUCUAGGUCUUGGUGAACUAAAAAAAGAUGGUGUUGUUAUUCAAUUGGCUGACCGUUCUAAUGCAUAUCCCAAAGGUUUGUUGGAAGAUGUUUUGGUGCAGGUAAAUGAUUUAAUCUUUCCAGCAGACUUUUAUGUGUUAGAGAUGGAUGAAGAGCCAUCAUCUACAUCUACACCCAUCCUUCUAGGCCGACCUUUCAUGAGAACCGCUAGAACUAAGAUUGAUGUUUAUGAGGGGACUUUGACAAUGGAGUUCGAUGGUGACAUAAUAAGCUUCAACGUCUUUGAAGCUAUGAGGUAUCCUAGUGAGUUGCAUUCUUGUUUUUCUAUUGACAUUCUUGAUGAUUUAGCUCAGAAAUUCUUUGAAGUCAUAAGUGAGGAUGCAUUGGAAACCACUAUCUCUCAAAGCUUACAGUUUGAAACAUCAAAGAACUCAAAAAGGAACAUUGAGUUGAGGGAGGAUAUUGAGGAAACUGUGGCUGCCCUUGAGUCAUUACCACGGUUUGGAGGUAAUUCCAAUGAUUUCACUUCUCUUCCUUUAUCUACUGAAAAGUUGUUGCCUUCUGUGGUGCAGGCCCCCAAGUUAGAGCUUAAACCGCUACCGGAUCACUUGAAAUAUGCAUUUUUGGGAGAGGAAGAAACACUACCUGUGAUCAUUGCCUCAAACCUCACAGAAUUAGAGGAGGAAAAGUUGAUUCUUGUGCUCAAGGAGUACAAGACCGCUAUUGGAUGGAGCAUAGCAGAUAUAAAAGGCAUUAGCCCGGUAACUUGCAUGCAUAGAAUACUUCUUGAGGAAGGUUCAAGACCAACAAGGGAAGCUCAGCGUCGUUUGAAUCCUGUCAUGAUGGAGGUGGUAAAGAAGGAGGUACUAAAGUUGCUAGAUGUGGGUGUGAUCUACCCCAUCUCAGAUAGCAAAUGGGUGAGUCCAGUGCAGGUAGUUCCUAAACGAUCUGGUAUCACAGUUGUGAAGAAUGAAGACAACGAGCUAGUGCCUACACGUGUGCAAACUGGGUGGCGGGUGUGUAUUGACUAUCGAAAAUUAAACACAACAACUCGCAAGGAUCACUUUCCACUACCCUUUAUUGAUCAGAUGCUCGAAAGGUUAGCUGGUCAUUCUCAUUAUUGCUUUCUUGAUGGCUAUUCAGGUUACAAUCAGAUUGCUAUUGCUCCGGAGGAUCAAGAAAAGACAACAUUCACUUGUCCUUUUGGGACUUUUGCAUACCGGAGGAUGCCUUUUGGACUCUGUAACGCGCCUGCAACGUUUCAGAGAUGUAUGGUAAGUAUAUUUUCAGAUUUUGUCGAAAACAUCAUAGAAGUAUUCAUGGAUGAUUUUAGUGUUUAUGGUGAUUCUUUCGAUAAAUGCUUGGAUAAUCUAUCUCUUGUGCUUAAUCGUUGCAUUGAAAGUAACCUUGUUUUAAAUUGGGAAAAAUGCCAUUUCAUGGUUGAUCAAGGUAUUGUUUUAGGGCACGUUAUUUCUGCUAAGGGCAUAGAAGUUGAUAAAUCAAAAAUAGAUCUUGUACGUUCCUUACCCUCUCCCACAAGUGUGAGAGAGGUUCGUUCUUUUCUUGGACAUGCAGGUUUCUAUAGGCGAUUCAUCAAGGACUUCUCAAAAAUAUCAAGACCCUUAUGUAGGUUGUUACAAAAGGAAGUGGCAUUUGAGUUUGAUGAGAAAUGCAAGAAAGCUUUCGAGAAACUUAAGGAGUUGUUAACCACAGCACCUAUCAUCACUCCUCCAGAUUGGAAUUUGCCCUUUGAGCUAAUGUGUGACGCCUCUGACUAUGCUGUAGGUGCUGUUUUGGGCCAACGUGUGAACAAGCUUUCACAUGUUAUCUACUAUGCAUCUCGGACUCUUAAUGAUGCUCAGUUGAAUUAUUCAACUACAGAGAAGGAACUUUUAGCUGUUAUUUUCGCUUUAGAGAAAUUUCGUUCAUAUUUAAUUGGUACUAAAGUGAUUGUGUUUUCUGACCAUGCAGCUUUGAAGUAUCUUCUUACAAAGAAGGAUGCAAAGCCGAGACUUAUUAGGUGGAUGCUUCUCUUACAAGAGUUUGAUUUGGAAAUCAAGGAUAAGAAGGGAAGUGAGAAUGUGGUAGCAGAUCACCUAAGUCGACUUGUAAAUGGUUCAAAUGCAGAGGAGGAUCUAUUGCCUUUGCAUGAAAGUUUUCCGGAUGAGCAACUUUUUCACUUAGAAAUUUUGGAACCUUGGUAUGCAGAUAUCGUCAACUACAAAGUAACCAAGAAGUUUCCGGAUGAUUUGACAAAGGCUCAAAAGGACAAGCUUACCAAGACUGCCAAGUAUUAUGUGUGGGAUGAUCCUUACUUAUGGAAACAUUGUGCGGAUCAGUUGAUAAGAAGGUGCAUACCUAACUCUGAAUUUCUCUCUAUUCUUACUUUUUGUCAUUCCUAUGCAUGUGGUGGUCAUUUUGGAGCAAAAAGGACGGCUCUCAAGGUACUUGAGAGUGGAUUUUAUUGGCCUACCUUAUUCAAGGAUGCAUUUGAGUUUUGCAAGUCAUGUGAUCGUUGUCAACGAACAGGUAAUUUAGGUGCUAGAAACCAAAUGCCACAAACUCCUAUUCUUGUUGUUGAACUUUUUGAUGUUUGGGGCAUAGAUUUCAUGGGACCUUUUCUGUCCUCGUAUGGUAACCUUUACAUUCUUUUAGCUGUUGAUUACGUUUCCAAAUGGGUGGAAGCUAAAGCCACCCGGACUAAUGAUUCUAAAGUUGUUGUAGAUUUUGUUAAAUCUAACAUCUUUACUAGAUUUGGAACGCCAAGAGCUAUCAUCAGUGAUGGAGGAAGUCACUUUUGCAAUAGAUCAUUUGAGGCAUUGUUGAGGAAAUACAACAUCACACAUAAGGUUUCAACGCCGUAUCAUCCUCAAACAAGUGGCCAAGCAGAAGUUUCUAACCGUGAGGUAAAGCAAAUUUUGGAAAAGACCGUGAAUCCGAAUAGGAAAGAUUGGAGCUUGCGACUUGAUGAUGCAUUAUGGGCAUAUAGAACAGCUUACAAGACACCAAUUGGGAUGUCACCAUUCAGAAUGGUCUAUGGAAAACCGUGUCACCUUCCGGUUGAGUUGGAGCAUAGGGCAUAUUGGGCAGUGAAGCGGUGCAAUAUGAACUUGGAUGCGGCUGGUGAGCAAAGAAAGCUGCAAUUGAAUGAGCUUGAGGAAAUACGCAAUGAUGCCUAUGAGAGUUCAAGAAUAUACAAGGAGAGAACAAAGGCGUUUCAUGACAAAAUGAUCACAAGGAAAACUUUUGUUGUAGGACAAAAAGUUCUUCUCUUCCAUUCUCGCCUUAAAUUGUUUCCAGGUAAACUGCGCUCUCGUUGGGUUGGUCCUUUUGUUAUUACUAAUGUUUUCUCUCAUGGUGCAGUCGAGAUUCGUAGUGAAAAAACCAACAAAAUAUUCAAGGUAAAUGGACAUCGACUGAAGAUCUAUUAUGAGCCUUUUGUGAUGCAAAAUGUGGAAGUAAUGCCCCUUCACGAACCAGUGUCACAAGAAGAUUGAAGAAUUGCCUCGUCCGGCUGAGGACGUUAAACCAAGCGCUUCUUGGGAGGCAACCCAAUGAAUGGAAGAGGAAGAUUGUGCGCAUUUGGCAUGGAACGUACACUAGAGAUUCAAAGCUUAUAACCUUGAGGUCGGUGUCCAAAGAUCAGAGCAUUGGGAGGUCUACAUGAGGGAGCAUUCUCUACUCUUCUUAACUAUAUUUGUUUUUGUUGUGCUUUUGUCUUUCCUUCUAUACUUAACUAUACCGUUGCAUGAUUAAUUCUAGAUCAAACAUUGAGGACAAUGUUUAGUUUAAGUGUGGGGGGAAGGAAUUUGAACUUUUUGUUACCCAAAAAAAAAAAAAAAAAAAAAAGAGUCUAGUUCUUAGGUUUAUUCUUUGUUGAGUCUUUAGGGUUCUUCCAAACAGUAUCAUGAGUCUGAACUUUUCAGAAAUUUAUUAUGGUCACAAGAUGAUUACAAGCAUAUGUCAGAUUCUUGAUUUCAAGUAAUUGCUAAUGGAUUUUUAUGAUUAUUGUGCUUGACAAAAAUGCAUUGAUGGUUAGGCUAAUGUGAUACUUGAGAAUUGAUUGAUGCAUGCUAGGACAAGUUGAACUUAAUUUCUACCCUUGUGAGCGUUUGAUCCUGUAUAUGUGCUUUUCUUUUCUGAGUGACUUUAUUAGAUCAUCCUAUUUUCUUGACGAGGGUUUGUUGAUUUCACAUGUCGUUUCAUCUUGACUAUGCAUAUUGACCGCAGCUUUUAAUGUAACUAGAGAAUGCUAGAACUCAUCUUUCAUGCCUGUCGAAACUUUUUGCCAAUCUAAUGUUUGAACCUUUGAAGGGAUAUAGGCACUAGGAUUUACCACCAUAGCCAAAUUAAACCUGUGUCCCCUUAGGCACACAAGUUGUGCAAUCCCCUAGUUAACCCCGUUGAGCCUACAUUGAACCUUUUGUUUCAUCACCACAAAUUCCGUAACCCUAAGCUUAGUAUAGAUGUAUCCUUACCCUAUCCUAAUGAAUUAGUGGAGCAAUCUUUAGAGAGAUACUUAUGUUCGAGGUACUUUUGCAAGCAAGUGUGGGGGUGAGACUUGUCCAUAAAAAAAAAAUAAAAAAAAAAAUUUUGUGUAUGGAUUUUAGUCCCCCUUUGUGAAUAAGGAGUUUAUUUUGAGUUGAAGGCCUGUUCAAGAAAAUUUGACCUUUGUCCUAUUUCACAAGUGUUAGAAGAAAGGUUUAGAAUGAAGCAAAGGCCCAAGCAAAUGACAUCUGACCUUGAAAAAAAAAAAAAUUUCUUGCUUCAUGUGUUCGAAGAUUGAUUACCUAGAGGAGUUUCACAAGUUGUUAUCUCUUAUGUUCUUCUAGUGCUCCACUAAGUUCUUUAGGAUCUUUGUUAUUCCCUAUCCUUUCUUUCUUUUAACCUUUACCAUUGGCCCCAUUAUAACCCUGAAUAAAAGACCUAUUUGAUCAUUGGGGACGGCAGUUGGUCUGUGGAGAUUUGUGCAUGGAGAUGAGCCUAUGGCUUGGGUUCAUUUGGUCUUAUGCUAGUAUCGUUCGUGAAAUCUAAAAAAAAAAUAA
Rosa rugosa (rugosa rose) is the source of this 8848-nucleotide messenger RNA. RefSeq lists its product as uncharacterized. The transcript has a single exon. Gene Ontology annotation, molecular function: nucleic acid binding. The coding region runs from base 1796 to 7300 and encodes 1834 amino acids. The record is from RefSeq and is a predicted model, not a curated record. Gene Ontology annotation, biological process: DNA integration. Lineage: Eukaryota; Viridiplantae; Streptophyta; Magnoliopsida; Rosales; Rosaceae.